AAAAGUAUGUAGACAUUAGUUCAUUGGGUUCGCUGAGAUCGCGCCUCCUAACGUCAAAUCUCUGAAAUUACAGAAGAUCAAAACAAACAUGGCGGCCUCCUUGCUGUCCCAUGGCAUGCGGAGAUGUUCAGCACACACCUGUGCUGCUGCUGCUGCUGCUGUUGCUGUCAGGAGGGGUUUGAGUUCAGCUGCUCCUCCAUCCGUCUUCAACGGGCUCUUAUUAAAACUCAAUCGCUACUUCUAUGAUGUGGAGCACAUUGUAGGUUGGAAUCACUGGGCAAGGACGAAACUGGUCCAAAGCAAGAAUACGUUUUAUGGUUAUGUACAGCAGAAUUUUGGUGAUAAUAUAGGAGCGGCCUAUUAUAUUCUGACUCUCAGAGGGAGCUUCAGAUUUGCAGGCCAAUCUGAAUGGUUUCGUCCAGACUCGAGAGGAAGAUUCAGGUAUGACUUCAUGAGCAAACCUGACGCACAAAUAGAGGAAGUGGAUCUGAGUGGCAGCAUAAUAAACCACAAUGGACUUGACAACCUUGUAAAGCAGAAUAAACUCCAGAGUCUCUCUGUGCGAGGAUGUCCUGAAGUGGACGACUGGUUUCUUGCACGUCUUCAUGUCUUUGGAGAAAGUCUAGUGGAGUUAGACGUGUCCCACUGCCCUAGAGUCACUGUAGGAGGUCUCGCUGCAUUACAAAACCUCAGAAAGCUACAGCGUCUGGAUAUUUCGGGACUUGCCCGGCUUCAGAGUCCAGGCCUGGUCCGGAUCCUGCUGGAGGAGAUGCUUCCGCACUGUCGGGUCACUGGAGCUGAAUACGAACAGGGCCUGAUCCAGCCAGACACCCGAGAGCCAACAGAGGAGGAUCAUGAAGCGUCAGCAAACACUGCAGUCAGACAUUUAUAAAGUACAUGGCUGAGUUAUUGUGAUGCACCCAUGAAUGUUCUGUGUACUUAUAAAUAACUGUUGUAAAAUAUAUUGUACUUACAAGACAGACACAAUAAAGUUGUAUGUGUAAGUGUU
Molecule: messenger RNA, 1009 nt
Organism: Pimephales promelas (fathead minnow)
Lineage: Eukaryota; Metazoa; Chordata; Actinopteri; Cypriniformes; Leuciscidae
Gene: dmac2
Product: distal membrane arm assembly component 2
Source: RefSeq, a predicted model, not a curated record